AUAAAAGGCAGAAGAAGAUUGAUGGUGUCAACAUUUUGUCCCCAGGUUUCGAGGGACUUCGAUGUGAGAGAGAUGUUGAUUUCUGUCGUGGUGCCCCUUGCGAGCAUGGAACCUGUGUGAAUGUCCCCGGCUCCUUCACCUGUGUUUGCGCUCCAGGAUUCACAGGACCUCUCUGCAAGGAAUUCACUGACCCUUGUUGGGCAUUUCAGUGCCUUAAUGGAGGCAGCUGCCACGGAACAGAAUCCGGACCGCUUUGUACCUGUUCACCUGGAUGGACUGGCCGGACGUGCGAGGCAGAGGUGAAUGCUUGCCAUUCCAGCCCGUGCCACCAGAGGGCUACUUGCUUGAGCCGCCAGGGAUCUUUCCAGUGCCUCUGCCCCAGCGGCUACGUAGGGGCAGCGUGCGAUGCAGAUGCGGACGAAUGCUCUUCGAGCCCCUGUUUGAAUUCUGGAACUUGUCUUAACAGCCCUGGAAGUUUCCAUUGCCUCUGCCCCAGAGGUUAUUCAGGACCCAAAUGCCAGGUUACGCUGGACCUUUGCUCAGGCUACGCCUGCAAGAACGGAGGCCAAUGCAGAGUGAAAGAGUCUGCACCCCACUGCCUCUGCCCUCCAGGAUGGGGUGGCCCCCGAUGCCAACACAGGACCAAGCAGAACAGAGACAACUGCACGGAGCAGAGCGGAGAAGGUGGUUGCCAGGUAAAACAUCUUAAUCCUAAGAUCAGGUCUACAAUGGAACCGAGAGACAAGGGAAACAGACUCCCCUUUGCUGGACGUGUCCUCGGAGAAACUGACCAGGCUUCCUGUCCGCCAACACAAAAUUGUCUCAAUGGAGGAACCUGUACCAAGACGGCAGACGGUUUUCGAUGUUUGUGUCCGCCAGGAACAAAAGGACCCAAUUGUCACCUGGAUCCCUGCUCUCUAGCCAGCCCGCCCUGCUACUAUGGUGGGACCUGUGUGGCUCAGCCUGAGGGGUUUUUGUGCAUCUGCCCGCCUGGAUAUGUGGGAGAAAGGUGUCAGGGGGUGGUGGAUGCCUGCUUUUCCCAGCCUUGCCACCGGCCGGGGUCCCAGAGCUGCCAAUCUGAUGAACAUGGUUUCCAGUGUCUCUGCAACCCUGGAUAUUCAGGACUUCUGUGUGAAUCAAUGAUUGACAGUUGCCAGUCAAAUCCUUGCCUUAAUGGUGGAACCUGUAGCGUGCUGCCCAAGAACCCGCUUGAAUUCACCUGCCAUUGUCCACAGGGUUAUGAUGGAUCGACUUGUGACCUGCCCGCCCCAUCUUGUGGGUCCUCCUACUGCCACAAUGGAGGGGUCUGCAUUGCCCACCCAUCUGGACCUCGAUGUCUCUGCAUGGAAGGCUUCUCUGGGCCAGACUGCCACCAGCCUCCAUGUUCCGCAGCGUCCUGCCCUGCUGCCAAUGCCACCUCGCUCUCCAGGUGCCCGUCCUUAGCAGGAGAUGCCCACUGUGACCGGAUCUGCAGCUCUCCAGAGACCAGCUGGGAUGGGGGAGACUGUGCGCUGGGGUUGCUCGAUCCUUGGAAGAACUGCCCGAAGCGAGACCUGUGCCAGCGGGUUUUCCGAGAUGGCCACUGCCAGUCCCAGUGUGACAACGAGGAGUGCCUGUACGAUGGAUUUGACUGCGUUCCACAGAAGGAGUGCAACCCUUCCUACACGCGAUACUGUCAGGACCGCUUCUCAGACGGACACUGCGACAGAGGCUGCCACUCGGCAUCCUGUGGCUGGGAUGGUGGGGACUGCGCCUCUUCUGUUCCACCAGCAGAAUCCACGUUGGCGCUGGUGGUCCUGCUACCCCGGGAGAGCGUGCCGGAGCUCCUGCGUUCCCUGGUCAUCGCCACGCGGGCAGAGCUAAGGAUUCAACGGGAUCGUCAGCACCGCGAGCGGAUUUACCCUUACACAGGGAAGGAAGAGCUGGGGAGCCAGAGCAACUGGACAGGGAUUCGGACAAAAGAUUUGGCAGAGACCGUCGGAUAUACCGUCUUCCUGGUUGUGGAGGGGAGCUCGUGCCAAGGGCAGUGCCCCACUUCUGCCAAAUCUGCCCUGAACCUUUUGGGCUCUUUGAUGGCCAAAGAGAUUUUGUCAUCCUUGAUCCCACACCGAGUGGUAGCAGCCUGGCUUGAAGUUAUAGAAAACGAUUCCCAGCCCUCCGUCUCCCAUUUCUCUGGGCCCCUCAUUUAUUGCGUGGGUGUUGGGGCACUCGUGCUAGCUCUGGUGAUCUUUAUCGGGGUGUGGAGAAUCCGUCGACCUCAACAUCGGGAGCAUGGCUCGCUUUGGCUCCCGCCAGGAUUUGCACCCCGCCAAGGCAAGAAGCGUCGCUGUCGGAGAGAUCCUGUGGGUGAAGAUGCGAUCAGACUGAAGCCAACAAAACUCAGUACUGAGUUUGCAGAAGAUCAUGAUAUCUUCUCCAGCCCCCAUUUUGAUGGGCCUUUGAACUCCAAAGAUAUACAGGAGGAUCUCGAUUCCGUCCCUAUCUCAGAUCAAGACCGCGUGAGACCGAAGACACAGAUGUUGGGGAACGUCACAGUCCCAAGACUGGGGAAGGAUACCAGGCCAAAAGCAGCCAGAAAUCAAGAGCCAGUUUGUGGUCUGACUCCACCAAUGUCCUUGGCUUGUUCUUCCGGGUUGAAGGUGGAGAGUUCUUGGACAGACAAGCAAAUGGAGAACUUCGGAGAAACCCCUCUCCACUUAGCAGCUCGAUACUCUCGCGCAGAUGCUGCCCGCAGACUCCUGACAGCUGAAGCCGAUGUUAAUGCCCGGGACCAAUGGGGACGAACUCCCUUGCACAGUGCCAUAGCAGCUGAUGCUCUGGGGGUAUUCCAGAUCCUUCUCCGUCAGAGACAGACAGACCUGGAUGCUUUGGCAGAUGAUGGCACCACCCCUCUCAUUCUCGCCACACGGCUCGGGGUCGAAAAUAUGGUGGAAGAACUGGUGGCCAACCAUGCGGACAUCCAUGCCAUAGAUAAGAGAGGGAAGAGUGCUCUCCACUGGGCUGCAGCAGUCAACAACGUCCGGGCCUCCCUCAUUCUGCUCAGGAACGGAGCUGACAAGGACCUUUUAGACAAUCAGGCCCAGACCCCUCUGUUCCUGGCUGCCCGUGAGGGAAGCUAUCAAGUGGCCUGUCUUCUCCUACAACACGGUGCCAAGCCAAACCUACGGAACCAUUCAGGUCGCCUCCCCAAAGACGUGGCCCUGGAGCGUUUGCACCACGACAUCCUCUCUCUCCUGGAGAGAUCCUGCCUUCCUCCUGGGACUGGCCAGCUUUCCCCACACAGGCCUCGCCCACAGCCUUCCUCCAAAUUGCACAGGUGGCCAUACCCGCCCAAGCCUUCCCAGCUAGCUCCAGUUCCAGAGAACGAGGGACCUUUUAAGGAGGCUACCCCACCAGAAGAGGCCAUGGGGCAGGCAGUGGAGUGAAUCCUCACCCCCUGCGUGAGGAGCCCUGUGGGUCAGCAAUGACAGCUUUGGCCAAGGACGUAGCUUUCCCCAGCGAAAUUUGCAGGACAGUGGCUGGGAUUGGUGGAGUAUCCAAGGGCAGUGUGGAGAAAUGAAGACAUUUCAGCAAGUGACCUCAAAAGAUCUCCAGAUGUUUCUGCUGUCACAUGUGAUGCAACAUGGCUUGGAUCUUAAGGUCAUCUUUCAAAACCUGAUGCCUAUCAUCCCACCUUGUUAGAUCUUCCCCAGAACAUCUUCCAGAUGUGUUGUCCUGGCAAGUAGGAUUUCAACCCAUCUGGCAAGGAGAAUGGGAAAGACCAUCGUACAGCCAUUGACUUGAAAGGAAGUCUCUUCAAACUCAUUGAGACUUACUCGGCUGUCUUCCUACAGCUGUCUUCAGAGUUGGCCUCUCUGCAGGGAAGGAUUGAAUAACCUGGCAAUUUAGGCUGCUGAGAAUACUAUAAGCUGAAGUCCAAUAUAUAUAUAUGGAGGUCAUGAAAAGCAGGUGUGGGAUGGGAACGGAUAAUCCUAAAAUGGAAGGUUUCAUCAAACCUUCCACCGUUUUCCUGAUUUGUUAAUUCCACCGUGUAGUGUUUUGCAAUUCAGCUCACCUUCCACUGAGAACGUGUCAGGUGUACUUCUCUAAAGAAUGGAAUAUUGUUACCGAUUAUACUCAUUGUGCAAAAGCCCACAGAUAUGAAGUAAAGUUAUAACUUCCUCCAAACUGAAUUCAGUUCCUGGUGAUUUCAUUUGUAUAAAGAUUCCUUAGGUGGACACUUUCACCUUAGGUGGGAGUUUUUACCUGUUUUCAUAGUAAUAACUACACCAUCUCCCAAUUUACAAACCAGGAUGCCAACGUCAUUUUGCAAGCUAUCAAGAGAUAGCAAUUGCAUUUGAGAUGUUGUAUCUGGGAUGCAUCACUAGAGAAAGAAAAAGGCACUCCUAAUCCUGCUAUGUAGGGUUUUAGUCAGACUUCAAGCAUCCAGUUCUGGAGGCCACACUUAACAAAAGACUCUGAUAAGACUGAGUGAGUCCAGAGACAGGCAACAAAAAUGGUGGAAGGUCUGAGGGACAAAAUGGUAGAAGGUCUGAGAGAAGAAGACACGCCACAUAUCAGGAGAGCUUGGAGGAAUUGAAUAU
Messenger RNA from Pseudonaja textilis, 4583 nucleotides. NCBI's taxonomy places the organism in Eukaryota, Metazoa, Chordata, Lepidosauria, Squamata, Elapidae. The record is from RefSeq and is a predicted model, not a curated record.